UUCCUUCCGAUUAGCCAUCCAUCAUGGCGGAGACGCCGAGGGCGAGCUCGCCGCGGCCGUGGGCGGACCUGGACACGGACUGCCUCGUGCACGUCUUCCGGCGCCUGGACCUGGACGACCUGGCGUCGGCGGCGCCGCUCGUGUGCCGCGGGUGGCGCCGGGCGGCCUCCGACCCGUCGCUGUGGCGGGCGCUCGACCUGCGCCGCGACCACCUCGCGCGCUUCAUGCCGUGGGGCGCGCUCGCGUCGGCCUUCGCGGCGGGCUACGGCGUCCGGCGGUUCGGCCUCGCGGGCUUCCUCAGGCUCUGCGUCGCGCGGGCGGCCGGGACCGUCGCCGACCUCGCGCUCCCGCCGCUGCUCUCCUCCGGCGGCUGCCCCUCCGAGCUCGACCACGUCGCCGCGGCGUGCCCGGGCCUGCGCCGCCUCGCGCUCCCCAAGCUCCCCGACGAGGCGCGCCUCCCGGAGCUCGUCCCGCGGUGGCGCCGCCUCCGGCACCUGGAGCUCGACUCCAAGCCGUCCUCCUUCCCGGCCGUCGCCGCGCAGCUCGCGCUGCACUGCCCCGACCUCGCGGGCCUCAGGAUCGCGUCGGGCUCCAUCAAGCCCGAGGACGCCGCGGCCAUGGCGGCGUCGCUGCCGAGGCUCCGGUCGCUCUGCCUGGACCGGUGCUACCUCCCCAGGCAGGAGCUGCUCGCCAUCCUCGCCGGCUGCGCGGAGCUGCGCGAGUUCACGGCGAGGGGCUGCGUGGGGUUCGACGAGAAGGACGAGGAGGUGCUCCGGCGAGGCGCCGGGAUGGAGCGGUUCGACGUCGGAGGGUCGAGGCUGCUGGACGAGCACCCUGACGUCGAGCCCACCAACGAUGAUGACUUCUACUGCUACUCCGACGACUCCUACGUCGACGUCAUCUGAAUUUUUUUUUCUUUCUUUUUUACCUUUGCUUCCUCUCUCUUUUUUUUUAUUUUUUCUUUUCUAUUUUUGUGUUUCUAGAGGUGCAAGUUCGUAGCUGACGUGUAAUUUUCGUGAGCUUUCAUUUUUCGUGUGGAGACAAUCAGAUAAACGAUAUAGUGUUUGAUUUGCUGGGUCUUAAAACGUCCAUCGACCCUCUUGUCACUGUACGAAGUAUUUGCUCAUGUUAUAAGAUUUUCUUGUAAUAAAUACAUAAAUAUAGAUAAACUCAUUA
Oryza brachyantha (malo sina) is the source of this 1176-nucleotide messenger RNA. Its product is annotated as F-box/LRR-repeat protein At3g48880-like. The transcript has a single exon. Gene Ontology annotation, molecular function: protein binding. The coding region runs from base 24 to 905 and encodes 293 amino acids. Lineage: Eukaryota; Viridiplantae; Streptophyta; Magnoliopsida; Poales; Poaceae. The record is from RefSeq and is a predicted model, not a curated record.